This is a messenger RNA of Pundamilia nyererei, 1622 nucleotides long. RefSeq lists its product as uncharacterized. Gene Ontology annotation, biological process: lipid transport; lipoprotein metabolic process. Bases 8 to 1543 code for a protein of 511 amino acids. The record is from RefSeq and is a predicted model, not a curated record. Gene Ontology annotation, cellular component: membrane; extracellular region. Lineage: Eukaryota; Metazoa; Chordata; Actinopteri; Cichliformes; Cichlidae. The transcript has 12 exons. Gene Ontology annotation, molecular function: lipid binding.
CCCUGGUAUGCUGAAAGGGGUCAUGCAGAAGGUCAACCCAUUCAAGCCUAGCUCACAGGUCUCCAAAGCACCAUAUUCAGAGUUGCCGGAGCGGGGAAAGGAAAACUCUACUCAGAACUCUGGAAUGUUGAAAGGAAUGAUGCAGAAAGUCAACCCCUUCAAGUCUUCUGCACAGAGUGAUCCUCCAGAUGAUUCUGCAAAUCAUCAAGAGACUGGGAAAGAACUUCAAGACAAACAAAAUCCAGGAAUGAUUCAGAAAGUCAACCCAUUCAGAUCCUCACAGCCAAAGGUUUCAUUUUUAAUAAUAAUUACUGAUAAUUUAAUUGUUGAACCCCUAAGCACUCAGUUCACUCCCUUUCCAAAGUCUGUUUGGUAUAUAGAUGCUGACACCAGCUGUGAUGUAAAAACCCAGCCAACACAGGCCCAAAGGAGAAGAACCAGGGACUCUGCAAAUGCAUUUUCUGACACUCAAGCCACGCCCCAGGAGGUAGUUAAAGUUCAGACAUUGCAAUUGGCUGAAGUACCAGUGCGCAGGGAAGGAACGGACCUGGAUCCUCUAGACGAUGACGAAGGCCUUUUGUCCUGGUGGAGAACAGUCGAAGGUUGGGAUGAGUGGAAUGAGGCAAACCAGAAUGAUGAAACUGAAGAAGUGGUGGAACAAGCAGCUGAUCGCGUCUUCAUGGCCGCUCGACUUUUUGUUCGUUUUUUUAACCAACGUGGCGCCUCACUGCAGCAGCGCAUCCUUGAGCUCCUUGCUUUGGCUGAUGCAGCAGACAAUUUUCACAAAAAAACGGUCACGGCCAGUGUCGGCGGUGGAUUGGCCAGUGUCGCCGGGUCUAUCACCACCAUCACCGGCCUCAUCCUGGCUCCCUUCACAGCUGGAACAUCGCUGAUUGUCACAGCUGUAGGCAUUGGCAUAGCUACAGCUGGUGGCGUGACAUCUGCUUCGGCCAAUAUCACUGACACUGUCCAUUCAAAGACGGACCGCAAGAAGGUGGAGAAGAUGAUUCAAGAUUACCAGGGGGAGAUCAAGGACAUCAAAGAGUGCCUGGAGUUUUUACAGGAAGGGAUGGAGACACUCCAGCAGUGGGACUUUGAGAAGUAUGCAGAGAGCAUCGCAAAAAACCACUUAAACCAGGACGUCAAGCAUGUAAUCAAAGAGGGUGGUCGAGCCGGCAAAGCUCUGGUGGUCAACACAGACAGUCUGAUCAAUACUGUUCAAGUCCUGAAUGUUGCUGGUGGUGCUGCCAAAGCUGCCCAGGUGAUGAGUGUCACUACCGGAGUAAUGUCAGGCCUCUUCCUGGCUCUUGAUGUGUUUUUCCUGGCAAAGGACUCCAUGGAACUGAAAAAGGGGGCAAAAACAGAGUUCGCUGUCAAGAUCCGAGAAGUUUGCAAGGACCUACAGAAUGGCCUGCUGGAGCUGAACAGAAUCAAGGAACAGCUUCAGAAAACUAUGGAUGGGAUAGAAGUGGAGGUAGAGGAGGUGGAGGAUGAAGAGCAGUUGAAAUCUGAUCUGAAGAAACUCACUGACCUUGAAGACUGAAGGGCAGUGUUUAGAAAACAAAACAAGGUCCUCAUUGUCUUGUGUUGAUACCAAAAAUAAAGUUUAAGCAGAAAUUGCC